Molecule: messenger RNA, 3519 nt
Organism: Exophiala mesophila
Lineage: Eukaryota; Fungi; Ascomycota; Eurotiomycetes; Chaetothyriales; Herpotrichiellaceae
Exons: 1
Coding region: 121-3453 (1110 amino acids)
Biological process (GO): mismatch repair; nucleotide-excision repair
Cellular component (GO): XPC complex; cytoplasm; nucleotide-excision repair factor 2 complex
Molecular function (GO): single-stranded DNA binding; damaged DNA binding
Source: RefSeq, a predicted model, not a curated record
CUCAUCCGCCCUGGUCGUUACAUUCUCGUCACCACUAUUGCUUCCCCUAGUGAGACAUAUCGAUCCCUCUAUUGACUCUGGCGCUUUGUACAAUGAGUCUGUUUUCCGAUCGACAUCGCAAUGCCGCCCUUCCUUCCGCGAAAGCGACUGAAUGACACCCCGCCACCUGUCUCUCACCAGACACCUCCGAAGAAACCGAGACUCACAGAUGUACUCGAUGCCCAACCAAGGAAUGGACGUUCUCUACAAUCCCAAAGAGCCUUUUCCCUUGGAAGUGACGAUUCGGACUCUUCUUUGAGUGAAAUUGACAGCGACGAAGUCCAAGAUGUGUCGCCUGUCUUUACCAAGUCUACAACUUCUGUUCCUCCAUCAGGCACAUCCAAAGUCAAUGGAGAUGACGAAAGCGAAGAUGACGACGACAUUGAGUGGGAAGAUGCAGGCGCAGCACUGCCUGAACAGGCCCCAGUUCAUACACCAUUGGCAGAUGGUCCCAUCGAGCUUGUCUUUCGCAAAGACGACGUGGAGAUUGAUUAUGGCACAGCUGCAACCGCGACCUCUGGCAAGAAAGGGCCAACCAAACGGGAGAAAGAAGCGCGCAUCCGAACCCAUCAGAUGCACGUCCAAUUCCUUCUAUGGCAUAACUCAAUACGAAACAGAUGGAUAUCCGACCAAACAGUGCAGCAGACGUUAAUUCAACAACUACCUGCACAGGUCAAAAAGGAAGUGGAUAGAUGGAAGAGAGCCAGUGGUCUCACUAUACCAGGCUCCAAGAGCAAAGAAACCAAGGACAAAAAUGGCAAGCGACGGAGACAGGACAAGUCCAAUCCGAGAAACGAAAGAGACUGGGGAAGACCAAGCCAGCUUCUGGAGCCGGGCAGGCCUGACAUGAGCAAUGGUGAUCCUCUGAUUCAUUUGCUCAAAGUUCUGGCUGCUUAUUGGAAGAAGAGAUUCGCCAUUACUGCUCCAGGCCUGAGAAAACGAGGGUAUGGCACCAAACAGUCCAUGAAACAGAUCAUCUAUUCCUUUAGGAACGAUGAGCAUGACCCAGAAGAACACGGUGAACGUAUCAAAGAUCUCGGUGAAUUUCGGCAAUUGGCCAAAAGAUGUGAGGGGUCAAGAGACGUCGGCGCUCAAUUGUUCACAGCCUUGCUGAGAGGUCUCGGCAUCGAGUCCAGACUGGUCGCAAGCCUUCAGCCUAGUGGCUUUGGUUGGACAAAGGCCGAGCAAAUGUUGCCGAAAAGAGCCCCCACAACCAACGACUAUGAAGAAUCGAGUAGCGCCUCCGAUGACUCGGACGAACAAGAUUCAAAAUCUAUAUCUGAAAUCGCAAAGCCAAAACCCGUGUCCGCCACUCGGCGAGGAAAGAAGCCAGCUUCUGCAACACCAAUCAAUCUGGACACUGACGAUGACUCUGUCGUUGACGUGACUCCGUCAAUACCAAAGAGACGACCCCAGAAGUAUGAUCGAGACGUCUUCUUCCCAAUUUACUGGACUGAAGCAAUAUCUCCAAUCACGAACAAAGUUCUGCCCGUGUCGCCUCUCGUCCUAACUUCUCCCGUGGCAUCAAACCCGGAUGUUCUAUAUACAUUCGAGCCUCGCGGUGCAAAGGCGGAGAAAUCCAAAACUAUCAUUGCGUAUGUUGUGGCAUACUCGUCCGAUGGCACAGCCAAAGACGUGACUGUGCGAUAUCUGAAGAACAGAAUCUGGCCCGGCAAGACCAAAGGCUUCCGGUUUCCUAUUGAGAAGAUCCCCAUAUACAAUAAAUAUGGCAAAGUGAAAAGAUACGAGGAUUAUGAUUGGUUCAAACAUGUUAUGAGCGGAUAUCGACGCCCAGGUCUCAUGAGAACUGCUGUGGAUGAUAUAGAGGAAACUACUGACCUUGUGCCUCAACUACCGCCUAAAAAGGAUGUCAAGGAGGAUGUUGAUACCCUACAAAGCCUGAAAAGCUCGGCAGAUUUUGUUCUGGAACGAUUUCUUAGACGAGAGGAAGCCCUUCGGCCCAAUGCUGAGCCUGUCAGAACCUUUGUCUCCGGAAAGGGCGACAAUCUCAAAGAAGAGCCUGUCUAUCGUCGAAGCGAUGUCGAGAGGUGCCUGACUGCAGAAUCAUGGCACAAGGAGGGACGCAGACCGCUCGCGGGCGAAGCACCGAUGAAGCUGGUACCUGUUCGAGCCGUCACAUUGACCAGGAAGCGAGAGGCCGAAGAGCAUGAGCGGGUGACUGGGCAAAAGCAAAUGCAAGGCCUGUACUCAUGGGACCAAACAGAAUACAUCAUCCCUCCACCCAUUGAAAAUGGCGUCAUUCCCAAGAAUGCAUAUGGAAACAUUGAUUGUUUUGUUCCUAGCAUGGUUCCCAGAGGUGCCGUUCAUGUGCCACUCAGAGGCACGGUCCGACUCUGCAAAAGAUUGGACAUCGAUUUCGCCGAGGCAGUCACAGGAUUCGAAUUUGGGAACAAGCGAGCAGUUCCGGUCUGCACCGGAGUGGUGGUGGCCAAAGAGAACGAAAAGUUGUUGAAGGAUGCCUGGCGAGAAUUCAACGAACAACAAAGAAAGAAGGAAGAAACAAAGAUGGAAAAGUUGGUAUUGGAACUUUGGCGGAAAUUUGUCAUGGGCUUGAGAAUUCGAGAAAAGGUCCAAGACACAUAUGGUGACGCUGGGGUACCUGAGGUUAUGACCGGCUUCAGCAGAGAUCGGCCCAUUGCUCUGGACGAUGAUGAGGAUGAUGAAAACAGAGGGCAUUCACCUCAACAUGAUGACGAUUUCGGUGGAGGUUUCUUGCUAGACGACGAGGAGCCCCAAAUUCCCGAAGACUUGGAAAUGGUCCAUCAUGAAGAACCUCCGCCAGCCAAAGCAUUAAAAGGCAAGGAAAGGGCAACAACUCAGUACCCCACGCCGUCCAGUAUCUCCCAAAUCAAGCCUGCAGUAAGAAGACAACGAAAAUCUCUUCUCCAAGAAGCCGAGACUAGUGAGAGUAAUCUUACAGAGUUAUCGGCCAGUGCUAGUGACUUGAAAGAUGAGGAAAGUGACGACGAUUCUGAUGCUCGUUCAGUGGCCUCGAACAUCAAACCACCAAAUCGAAGCCAGCAGAAAGCCAGAAUCGAAGUGACUAUCCCGAAGGUAAUUCCCAAGCGGUCGACGCAGAGGGCAUCAAUGGUUGUCGACUCAGAUUCGGAAGAACUUAGCAACAUGUCAUCAGAGGGAAGCCUCGACACCGGCACUGAAGAUGACUAUGUUCCUCGUUCUUCGACACGUAGAUCCGCCCAGGCGAGAUUGAAGCAAAAGUCCCAGUCUGAACCAACGCCUAGCACGAGGAGUUCUCGCCGAAAUCAGAAGACUCCCACAGAGGCCGAUGACGGUGGUUUAGAAACCCACGAGACGCCUAAGAAGACUCGACGAGGAGGUCGUCUUUUCAAGCGUGAUAGCACGCUUGUGACAAGUCCAUAUUUUCAGGGAUGAAAUACAUGUCUUGAUAGAGAAUCACGCCUCGUGUUACUGAACAUCCAAAUGUACCAUACUACCAUG